Messenger RNA from Manis javanica (Malayan pangolin), 5621 nucleotides. RefSeq names its product IKAROS family zinc finger 1 (gene IKZF1). Gene Ontology annotation, biological process: regulation of transcription by RNA polymerase II. The record is from RefSeq and is a predicted model, not a curated record. Gene Ontology annotation, molecular function: RNA polymerase II cis-regulatory region sequence-specific DNA binding; DNA-binding transcription factor activity. NCBI's taxonomy places the organism in Eukaryota, Metazoa, Chordata, Mammalia, Pholidota, Manidae.
GGGGAACAAUGCGAGUGAGCAACUUCAGGAAGUCAUUGUGAAAGAAAGCUGGGAAGAGCCGGGCGGCCAAGUUAACAGGGCACUCUAACAAGUGCCUGCGCGGCCCGCGCGCGGGGCGGCGACUGCGGCGACAGUCCCUGGGUCCCCGCGGAGCGCGGCCGAGCCGGUGGGAGGCUGGGCCGCGGCGAGGCGGCCGACCCCGCGAGCCCGGCAGAGCAGAGGGAGCCCGGGCUCCGAGGUCGCUCUUCGCCCCCGAGGACCAGUCUUGGCCCCCAAAGCGCGACGCACACACCCACAUAACCUGAGGACAAUGGAUGCUGAUGAGGGUCAAGACAUGUCCCAAGUUUCAGGGAAGGAAAGCCCUCCAGUAAGCGACACCCCAGAUGAUGGUGAUGAGCCCAUGCCUGUCCCUGAGGACCUAUCCACCACAUCUGGAGGGCAGCAGAACUCCAAGAGCGAGAGAGGAGUGGUUACAUAUGGGGCUGAUGGCUUUAGGGAUUUCCAUGCAAUAAUUCCCAAAUCUUUCUCUCCCAGUAAUGUUAAAGUAGAGACUCAGAGUGAUGAAGAGAAUGGGCGUGCCUGUGAAAUGAAUGGGGAAGAAUGUGCGGAGGAUUUACGAAUGCUUGAUGCCUCAGGAGAGAAAAUGAAUGGCUCCCACAGUGGCCAAGGCAACAAAGCUCUGUCAGGAGCUGGAGGCGUUCGACUUCCUAACGGCAAACUAAAGUGUGAUGUCUGUGGGAUCAUUUGCAUCGGCCCCAAUGUGCUCAUGGUCCACAAGAGAAGCCACACUGGAGAGCGGCCUUUCCAGUGCAAUCAGUGUGGCGCCUCCUUCACGCAGAAAGGCAACCUGCUGCGCCACAUCAAGCUGCACUCUGGGGAGAAGCCCUUCAAGUGCCAUCUCUGCAACUACGCGUGCCGCCGGAGGGACGCCCUCACGGGCCACCUGAGGACGCACUCCGUUGGUAAACCUCACAAAUGUGGAUAUUGUGGCCGAAGCUAUAAACAGCGAAGCUCUUUAGAGGAACAUAAAGAGCGCUGCCACAACUACUUGCAGAGCAUGGGCCUUCCAGGCACGCUGUACCCAGUCAUUAAAGAAGAAACUAAUCACAGUGAAAUGGCAGAAGACUUGUGCAAGAUAGGAUCAGAGAGAUCCCUCGUGCUGGACAGACUAGCAAGUAACGUCGCCAAACGUAAGAGCUCUAUGCCUCAGAAAUUUGUUGGGGACAAGUGCCUGUCAGACAUGCCCUAUGACAGCAGUGCCAGCUACGAGAAGGAGAAUGAGAUGAUGCAGACCCACGUGAUGGACCAAGCCAUCAACAACGCCAUCAGCUACCUGGGGGCCGAGUCCCUGCGCCCCCUCGUGCAAAUGCCCCCAGGCAGCUCUGAGGUGGUCCCAGUCAUCAGCCCCAUGUACCAGCUCCACAAGCCGCAUGUGGAGGGCCCCCCGCGGUCCAACCACUCCGCCCAGGACAGCGCCGUGGAGAACCUGCUGCUGCUCUCCAAGGCCAAGUCGGUGUCCUCCGAAAGGGAGGCGUCCCCGAGCAACAGCUGCCAAGACUCCACAGACACCGAGAGCAACAACGAGGAGCAGCGGGGCGGCCUCAUCUACCUGACCAACCACAUCAACCCGCACGCGCGCAACGGCCUGUCCAUCAAGGAGGAGCACCAGGCCUACGACGUGCUGCGGGCGGCCUCCGAGAGCUCCCAGGACGCCUUCCGGGUGAUCGGCCCGAGCGGGGAGCCGAUGAAGGUGCACCGGUGCGAACACUGCAGGGUGCUCUUCCUGGACCACGUCAUGUACACCAUCCACAUGGGCUGCCACGGCUUCCGUGAUCCUUUUGAGUGCAACAUGUGUGGCUACCACAGCCAGGACAGGUACGAGUUCUCGUCCCACAUCACGCGGGGGGAGCACCGCUUCCACAUGAGCUAAGCCCCCUGUGCGGCAUGGACCCCCUCCAAGAAAAGCACACGGGCCACUGCCCGCCCCUCCUGCCAGCAGCACGGACUGCGCCAGAACACUGUGCUUUGAUUUCUAGGUGGUGUUCUGUUUCGUUUUGUUUCAGUUGGUUGGUUGGGAUUUGAUUUGCUUUUUGAAAAUAAGAGUUUUAUUGUUAGGUGCAGGGUUACAUGUGGAGCUCCCAAAAUUGCUGUCUUAGUAGACGUUUCAUAGACUGCUAGCUGAACCCCACUCAUGCCGCUUCCCAGAAACCCCUCCUCCAAACUGCUUAUCAUUGUCAGACAGAACCUUACAAAAACAGGCCAAAGCCUGGGAAGGAAUGAGCCAGUUCACGCGUAAUUCACUCCGCACAGAUGUGGUUUCCCAGGCCCCGGAAGCCCCGAGCAACAGCACCUGAGGUGUGUCCCAGUGCCUGUGGGCUCCAGGUGAGCAGACGCCCCAGGUGAGGUACCGCCAUCGCAGCGGGGCUUAGACACCAUGCCGAGGCCACAGCCUGGGGCCGCAUGCAUCUAGGGCGGAGAGCCUGCAGUUUUUUAAAGAUGCUAUUCUAAGUCAUAUUCUACACAGGAAAAUACGUCAUUGGGGAAAAGCUGUGACCAUCAAGCACCCUGGGCAGAGGGCGAGAUGGUGGGAGGAGGGUGCAAUGGGAGGGACAGCCUUUCAGACUCAUCCUCCAUGUCCAAACCAGGCAAUACUGCUCGGCCCUUGAGGCUUGCUGCAGGUGGAGUGGACUCUUGUUCCUGUGAGUGUACUGGAGACUGUGGUCCUUUGCUUCCCAGCCCCACUCCUUCAAUGGCCAAGAGUCUUUCACUACAUUUGUAACACCCACCCUGAAAUUUGGACCUCAGUUCCUUUUGAGCCUCUCAGACAGUAAACUCCUCAGAAACCAAAGUGUUAUUCCCAAUUCCAAUCUUUCCUUUGGGUAUCUAUUCCCUCCAGGCUGGUUCUACCUAUGACCAGAAGCCUGUUUUCCUGCAUAAGGGCCCACCCACAAAAGUGCAUGUUUGUUUGUAGCCACAGGUCUAAAUUUCUUCCUGUUGGUAAAUUUCUUUCCCUAUCUUCACUGUAUAUUAUUCUUGUUUUAAAAUCCUUAAAAGAAGGAUUCAAAAUGACCAUUAAUUUUCAGACCACAGAAAUAAGACAAGUGAAGCCAUCCAGUGUUGCUGGCACACAGAACCUACCUGCUUGAAACUAACCUUUCAAACAGUCUGAAACUCUCUCCUGCAAGGACAAAGCAGCACCCGGGUGCCCACACAUAAAUACGAUGGAUGGCCCCGCACCCAUUCUCACUGGGUAACUGGGUGACCAGCCCAUGAGGGAGAACAGGGAAGGGGCAGGUGACGCUGGAGGCAGAGCUUCCCCUGCAGGCUUAGACUUCCAGUGCUCUCUGCAGCCCCAGUGCAGUGCUUGGGGGUCCGAGUCCCAACCAGAGAGGGGCUUCCUUCAGGGCUAUCCCCUCAUUAGGAAAAUAAUCCUGACCACCUAACAAGGAAGAGCACACAAUUUCAGAUGUUUACAGUUCUUGUCUUUGCCAAAACUAAACCAAGAUGUACAUGAGAAAACAGGAAACAGUGCAUGUAAGCACCUCCACAUGUCAUCCCAACCCUGGGUGCCUGUCACAGUGCCAUUGACCUUGGGGCUGGAUGAUUCCGUGUCAUGGGGACUCUCCCGAGAACUGCAGGGCAUUUAGCAGCAUCCCUGGUCACCACUCAGUAGAUGCCAGUAGCAUCUUCAGUUGACCACCAAAAAUCUCUGCGGACGUUGCCAAAUGUCCCCUGGAGACAAACACCCCAAGUUGAGAACCACUGCUAGAAAUGAAUCUAAGUCAGUGAAAGGUCUGGGGACCUUCCAGAAAUAAAAACACUGGAAGAAUUUUCCCAGGGAGCAGCCAGAACCUGACUCGUGUUCCUUUGGAUUCAUUAUAGACUCUGCAAAUGAAUUACUCACCCUCAGUCUUUAGAAACAGGCCUGCCCGAGUGCAUUUGAGUUUGUUGAAAGGAGGGAGUCUACACAGAUAGCAUUCCUGGGUUAUGGGUUUCUUUGAUUACAGAAUGGUGUAGCAUUUUGAAACAGGAAAUAAAAUGGUAAUAAUUUAGACCAUGGCACACCAGUGCCCUGAGUAAAAGAGAGUAGAUAGGAGCUGGCUGCUGACAGCUUGAGGCCAAUAUGCAAUUCCUGAGAAAGAUAACACUUCCUCCAAGUGAACACGUUCGAGGUGAUAGACUUCUUACCAGCUUGCUGGCCAGUUGCACCCGUUCUGUUCCAGUCCAUCCAUCCACAGCGUCAAUUAGUUGAAAGGAGUUAUUUUUCCCCAUGGCUUCAAACAAAGCUUACCCAGAAUUGUAAAUAAUCGCUACAGGAGUUCUUUUUAAAAUGCUUUCCCCUUCCUCCCACGGCCUUUUAUAGCCUAUAUAACUGUCUAUUUACACACCUUUUAUUGUGGUUUCUUAUCGUAACACCAUGUUUCUUUGAACUAUUGUAUUUAAAGUAAGGUUUCACAUAACGUCAACAAGUAAUUAAAUUAUGUUUGAGAGGUGGCCAUAUUCUGUACCAAAAGCUGUUACCGUUUUGCACCUAGCUGGUAAAAGUAGGAUUCUGCAUGACCUCACACCUUUUCUUUGUGUGGUUUGUUCUGUUGUUUGAGGGUGUGUAUGUCCUGGGAACCGCUGCGUACUGAAGUGUGCCUACAUUUCACGCACUCUCAUGUGUUUAAGUAUCAGAGAAAGGAGAGCCGCUAUAGCAGGUUGAUCUGUUGACUUCAACGAGAAAUCACUGUUUAGUGUUCCUGCCCCACCUGUCACCCAGCUUCCCUCCAUGCAGAGCCUGGACUCCUGCCCCCUGCCCAGGUCCCUUCUGUGAUGGGUGCCACAGAGCAUGGGCUUGACCUAGACGAAGAGUCCCUAAGAACUGUGUUACUGCUUUAUCACCAAAGGGCAUGUCCCAGCACCAGUCACUUCAGAUGCCAGCAUGUUCCACUUGCUGUUCAGAAUCAACAAUGUAAUGAAAUUUUAAAAUCUUCCUUGAGAAAAAGAACUACAUGUUACAAGAAUGUGAGUUUUGUUUCUGUUGAGUUUUUUUCCUAUUUUUGUGCGAUUUUUUUGUUUUGUUCAGAUUACUUUGUGACUCUUAUAGAGUCCUCUUUUUGCCAAAACAAAAGCAAGAUGAAAUGGACUUAUAUACACAAACCAUGAAGCAAAUGUAUUUCUCUGUCCUGCUCUUAAGUUCCAGCAAUAAUGAAGGGUCAACUCUACUUAAAAUCCAGAUCUCUCUCAUUCAGUUCAAUGUGGAUUUUUUUACUUUAUAGUGAACCAAAAUCAGACUUAUUUAAGAUGUCCAGGCAUCAGAAAAAAAGCACAUAUGCUCUUGUUGCAUAGCACUCACUGUGAACAAGUGUGACGAGAUAUUAAUAUGCAAUAUUGUUUCCAAUACUUUCUAAUACACUUUUUUACAAUGUUGUGUGUGGUGACUGUUAAGGUCCAAUUUGUUUGUAUUCAAUGCAGCUUUAGGUCUUCAGCUGCCACUCUGGCAAAUACAUGUACAGGAUUGUAAAUGAGGAAAUGCAGUUGUAUUUCCAACCUGCCUCUACGAUGAUGUUAAAUUAUUUCUGUUUAGCUGUGAACAAGGGGUGUAACCCCUGGCGGAAUAGAGUAUUCUUUUGUACACA